AACAUAUUUGAAGACCCUUCAUGCCAAGAGCUGGCCUUUUGUUAUCUUGACCCUACAAAAUUACAAAUAGAUUUCAUAGAUUCAUAAACGAUAUAUAUUUGAAAGCAGUGGCGCCGUUGCGGUGGUGCAAAGAUAGCUCCCAAAAUAUCCCAGCCUGUAAAAGUCGCCACGCACCGUACAACAACACGUUCAAUCUGACUUCGUCCCUCUAAUUAUAGUCACUAUUCUAUUACCACCCUGUUUUUAAUUAUCAGAAUAAAUUGCUCAGAUUCAAACACAGCCAGAGAAACACAAAAACAAAUAAAUAUCAAAACAGAGAAGAAGAAGAAGAGGUUUUUGCAGAGAUGGGGAGAGGGGGAGAGAGAGAUGGAGAAGAACAAGAGGGUGUGAUGGCCACGGACUUCUUCUGGUCUUAUACGGAUGAGCCUCACGCUUCUCGCCGCCGUCAGAUCCUCUCUCAGUACCCUCAGAUUAAGGAGCUCUUUGGCCCUGACCCUUUGGCUUUUCUCAAGAUUACUUUGGUCGUGAUGCUUCAGCUCUCCACUGCUGCAGCGCUUCACAAUGCUGGAUGGCUGAAGAUUCUGGCAAUAGCCUACUUCUUUGGCUCUUUUCUCAACCACAACCUCUUCUUGGCCAUCCAUGAGCUCAGCCACAAUCUUGCAUUCUCAACCCCAGUCUACAACCGUUGGCUUGGUAUCUUUGCUAACCUCCCAAUUGGGGUUCCCAUGUCUGUCACCUUUCAGAAGUAUCACCUCGAGCACCAUCGCUUCCAAGGUGUAGAUGGCAUUGACAUGGACAUCCCAAGCAAAGUCGAGGCUCAUAUGGUGAGAAAUGUGUUCACCAAAUCCAUAUGGGUUCUACUUCAACUCUUCUUCUAUGCUUUUCGGCCUGUGUUCUUGAAACCAAAACCCCCUGGUUGUUGGGAGUUCAUCAACCUUUUUGUCCAGAUAUCGCUCGAUGUCUCCAUGGUUUACUUCUGUGGUUGGAAGUCUUUUGCUUAUUUGAUUCUCUCUACAUUUGUUGGGGGUGGGAUGCAUCCUAUGGCUGGUCACUUCAUUUCAGAGCAUUACGUGUUCAAUCCUGAUCAAGAGACAUAUUCUUACUAUGGCCCUCUUAAUCUCAUGACUUGGAGCGUAGGGUACCAUAACGAACACCAUGACUUUCCCAGAAUUCCUGGGAGCAAGCUCCACAAGGUGAAGUCUAUUGCACCAGAAUACUACGAGGGUUUGGAAUGUUAUAAAUCAUGGAGUCAGGUCAUCUACAUGUAUAUAAUGGACAGAACAGUCGGGCCAUUUAGCCGAAUGAAGAGGAAGCCAAGCAAAUCAGAAUAGACCAUGCUUAUGCUCUCUUCUGUAACAUGACUCCCAUUUUUGUAUACUUUACUGGGUUCUAAAUUGCUUUAUUGCUUUUAUGCUGAAUUGCUGUCUUAUUGCUUGUAACAUUUCGUGAUUGUAGUAUAGAUUGAACAUAACGAAGUGAUUCAUUCAUUAGUUAGCAUUUGGCGAAGAACAACUAUAUUUGAAAGGCCUAUUUGAAAUUGAUAGAUUUACUUGAUCUUCAUCCA
Messenger RNA from Fragaria vesca subsp. vesca, 1564 nucleotides. RefSeq names its product sphingolipid delta(4)-desaturase DES1-like. Gene Ontology annotation, biological process: ceramide biosynthetic process. The record is from RefSeq and is a predicted model, not a curated record. Lineage: Eukaryota; Viridiplantae; Streptophyta; Magnoliopsida; Rosales; Rosaceae. The coding region runs from base 345 to 1331 and encodes 328 amino acids. Gene Ontology annotation, cellular component: membrane. Gene Ontology annotation, molecular function: sphingolipid delta-4 desaturase activity. The transcript is spliced from 2 exons.